AUGACAACUGAUGUUGAAACCGAGUGGCAGCUGUUCAAGGGAGGCCUACCCGAGGCUGCAUCCGAAUGCUGCGGAUAUAAACGGGUUGGCGUGCUGCCUGGAGGUCAGCAAAGAUCUUCAUGGUGGACACGAGAGGUACAACUGGCAGUUAAAGAGAAGAAGGCUAAAUUUAACAAAUCGCUUGGAAACAAGGAGCCUUCGACUUGCGUGUGA
Messenger RNA from Soboliphyme baturini, 213 nucleotides. The record is from the annotation of a GenBank genome assembly. Lineage: Eukaryota; Metazoa; Nematoda; Enoplea; Dioctophymatida; Soboliphymatidae.